AUGUCUGCGCCUUGUAACUGCACACAUGCUGAUUCGCAAAGUCUCACCAAUACCAAUAAAUCUUUUCAGCAUCUUUCUCCUGAGCUUCAAAAACAAUACUCUGACCCUCAACAUCCAGCGAAUUUAAUCUGUGAAUUGUGCAGGUUAUUUUAUGAUAACAAUUGGGUUACCGGUACAGGUGGCGGUAUUUCAAUCCGAGAUGUCGAGGGGUCCAAUCCUAAUUUAGUUUAUAUUGCUCCUUCUGGUGUCCAAAAAGAACGCAUUCAACCUUGGGAGAUGUUCUUAGUUGAACUCCCCGAUGAGAAACUACUCCAAACACCAAACGAUAUUCCAAAAGAAUUGACUAAAUCUUACAAAUACAAGCCAAGUGCAUGUACUCCUUUAUUCAUGAGCUGCUACAAGAUGAGAGAUGCUGGUGCGUGUAUCCAUACUCACUCGCAAAACGCAGUGAUGAUUACAUUGCUUCUUGAAGGUCAAAAGGAAUUCAAGAUAAGUCAUAUUGAACAAAUUAAAGCAUUGCCUAAACUAAAAUACAAUGAAGAAACCAAAAAGGUGGAAAAAAUUGGUAGCUUGGAAUACUAUGAUACAUUGACCAUCCCCAUUAUUGAAAACACACCACACGAAGAAGACUUGACGGACUCAUUGCAAGAGGCAAUCAGGAACUAUCCAGGUACAUCAGCAGUUUUGGUGAGAAGACACGGGAUAUAUGUUUGGGGUGAGACUGUGUGGAAGGCCAAGGUGUAUAACGAGGCAAUUGACUAUUUGUUGGAAUUGGCAAUAAAGAUGCGCCAAACUGGCAUUCCUCUAGUGAAGAACACUUCGACUUAG
This is a messenger RNA of Lodderomyces elongisporus, 828 nucleotides long. RefSeq names its product methylthioribulose 1-phosphate dehydratase (gene MDE1). Gene Ontology annotation, molecular function: metal ion binding; methylthioribulose 1-phosphate dehydratase activity. Gene Ontology annotation, cellular component: cytoplasm. Lineage: Eukaryota; Fungi; Ascomycota; Pichiomycetes; Serinales; Debaryomycetaceae. The record is from RefSeq and is a predicted model, not a curated record. The transcript has a single exon. Bases 1 to 828 code for a protein of 275 amino acids.